Molecule: messenger RNA, 963 nt
Organism: Naegleria fowleri
Lineage: Eukaryota; Heterolobosea; Eutetramitea; Acrasida; Naegleriidae
Exons: 1
Coding region: 1-963 (320 amino acids)
Source: RefSeq, a predicted model, not a curated record
AUGAAAUCUCGGACUUUAGCUCGUUUGUUGAUCGUUGUGAUCCUUUGGAUGAUCAUUCUCCUCUUUUUAAAUAUGUUGAAUCAUAUCGAUGUACGAGCACAAGAAUUUUAUGAUCCAACCGUUGGACCAAGCUAUGAAAAACCUCACUUUCAAAGUGCGGAAAAAGCAACAAAGAAUUUGACUCAAGGAUUAAAUUUUCAUUUGAAGAGCUCGGAUCCGAAAUUAUUAAUUGAUGAUUUCACUCAUCACUCACUCGAUGUGGCUUUAUAUAUUGUGUUGGGUGGAGUUGCUGUCUUUUUUGGAGUACUUUCAAUCUCCUUCAAAAAAGAUGGAAAUAUUUUGGUAGCGUUCUGUGUGGCACAACUUAUUGCGAUCAAUGUUGUUAUUUUGGUAUUCUUUGGAUUCUCUGUGAGAAGUGAAAUUAUUGAAUUUUCUUUGGAACAACGAGUAAAGUGCAGAGAAACGCAGAUGCAAUUUAAUGAACAGUGUCAAAUGCAAAACUCUCUUUCUCUCACUGAUUAUAUAUCAGGAAGUGCAAUUUUAAAGGAAGGAGAAAAAAUUAGUUCUACUUGUUCCAAACUCAUUUCAAGUUAUCUUUAUUGCGAUACUUCGAAACACUUUACAAAUUAUUUCCAGGUCCUCAACAGAGUGAUGGGAAGAAGUGCUGCCGAGGUGACCAAUGCAUUCUUUGGAAAUUUGACUUUUUCAUCUUUGGCUUAUCUGAUCCUUUUUGCCAAUAUUAUUUUUGCUUAUGUGUUGCUUGCCAUUUACUUGUUUGGUAAAGUCAUUGCUGCAAAUUUGGAUAAAUAUCUCUCAGCAAAGGAGCAGGUUCGUAAGGAAUCAGUUCAAGAGCAUAGGCGAAUUCAUUACCAAAAUGGAGUAGAUAAACCAGAGACUAUGGGACAAAGCUUUGAUGAUUCACAAUCCACUGCAAAUGCAGAAAAAGAUGGUGAAGAUGAAUAA